UCAGACCAAGAGGAAGAAGGCAUUGAGAAGCCAGCGGAAACUCACCUGACAGGGAAAAUUGGAACCAAAAAACUACGCAAGCUAGAAGAAAAACAGGCUCGAAAAGCUCAGCGUGAGGCAGAGGAGGCUGAACGUGAGGAGCGGAAACGCUUGGAGUCCCAGCGUGAGGCAGAGUGGAAGAAGGAGGAAGAACAGCUUCGUCUGGAGGAAGAGCAGAAGGCAGAGGAGGAGAGAAAGGCCCGGGAGGAGCAAGCCCGGCGGGAGCAUGAAGAGUACCUGAAACUGAAGGAGGCCUUCGUGGUAGAGGAGGAGGGUGUGGGUGAGAACAUGACAGAGGAGCAGUCCCACAGCUUUUUGACAGAAUUCAUCAACUACAUUAAGCAGUCCAAGGUUGUGCUCUUAGAAGACCUGGCUUCCCACAUGGGCCUUCGGACUCAGGACACCAUAAACCGUAUCCAGGAUCUGCUGGCUGAGGGCACUCUAACAGGUGUGAUUGACGACCGGGGCAAGUUCAUCUACAUAACCCCAGAGGAACUGGCUGCUGUGGCCAACUUCAUCCGACAGCGGGGCCGGGUGUCCAUCACCGAGCUUGCCCAGGCCAGCAACUCCCUCAUCGCCUGGGGCCAAGAACCCCCUGUUCAGGCUCCAGCCUGACUCCAGCUCUUUCCUCUUGGACUUGAAGCUGGCAUAGCUUAUCUGGCCAUAUAUCUUCAUCCCUCCCUACUGUUUUGGGGCAGUGGUGGAGCAUGGCCAUGAAGUUGUAGAUUAAAGGUCUGUGAGCACUGCUGAGCAUUUUCUAGCUUCAUGUGGUAGAAGGCCUGGCGUAGGAUCUCAGAUAGGCACGUGAAAUCUAGAUCUGCGGAUAUCUGAGAGGUGAGGAGGUUUCCUUGCAAGCUAGUGAAUUAUCCCCCCCCCCCUUUUUUCUUUUUUGGCAGUGCUAGGUUUUGCUAGUCAUGUACCAUCCUGCCCAGUCAUUGUGUUUCCCUCAUAAUUUGAGAUAACAGAUAUGUGCCACCGUGCCUAACCAUUGAGAUAGAGUCUCAUUAACUUUCAUGCUAGGGCUGGCCUCAAAUAAAAAUCCUCUAAUCUUUA
Molecule: messenger RNA, 1092 nt
Organism: Dipodomys ordii (Ord's kangaroo rat)
Lineage: Eukaryota; Metazoa; Chordata; Mammalia; Rodentia; Heteromyidae
Gene: Ddrgk1
Product: DDRGK domain containing 1
Exons: 7
Source: RefSeq, a predicted model, not a curated record